Messenger RNA from Suncus etruscus (white-toothed pygmy shrew), 4552 nucleotides. RefSeq names its product UPF1 RNA helicase and ATPase (gene UPF1). The transcript has 19 exons. The record is from RefSeq and is a predicted model, not a curated record. Gene Ontology annotation, biological process: nuclear-transcribed mRNA catabolic process, nonsense-mediated decay. Gene Ontology annotation, molecular function: ATP binding; DNA binding; hydrolase activity. Lineage: Eukaryota; Metazoa; Chordata; Mammalia; Eulipotyphla; Soricidae. The coding region runs from base 39 to 3428 and encodes 1129 amino acids. Gene Ontology annotation, cellular component: cytoplasm.
GCGGGGCGGGGCGGGCUGCGGCCCGGGCGCGCGGCGGCAUGAGCGUGGAGGCGUACGGGCCCAGCUCGCAGACGCUCACCUUCCUGGACACGGAGGAGGCCGAGCUGCUGGGCGCCGACACGCAGGGCUCCGAGUUCGAGUUCACCGACUUCACGCUCCCCAGCCAGACGCAGACGCCGCCCGGGGGCCCCGGCGCGGGCGGAGCGGGCGCCGCGGGCGCGGCCGGGCAGCUCGACGCGCAGGUCGGAGGCCCUGAGGGCAUCCUGCAGAAUGGGGCGGUGGACGAGAACGUGGCCAAGACCAGCCAGCUGCUGGCCGAGCUCAACUUCGAGGAGGACGAAGAGGACGCCUACUAUACCAAGGACCUGCCUUUGCAUGCCUGCAGCUACUGCGGCAUCCAUGACCCAGCGUGCGUGGUUUACUGCAACACCAGCAAGAAGUGGUUCUGCAACGGCCGUGGAAACACAUCCGGCAGCCACAUCGUGAACCACCUGGUGCGGGCCAAGUGCAAGGAGGUGACGCUGCACAAGGACGGGCCUUUGGGUGAGACGGUGCUCGAGUGCUACAACUGUGGUUGUCGCAACGUCUUCCUGCUGGGCUUCAUCCCCGCCAAGGCCGACUCGGUGGUGGUGCUGCUGUGCCGUCAGCCCUGCGCCAGCCAGAGCAGCCUCAAGGACAUCAACUGGGACAGCUCGCAAUGGCAGCCGCUCAUCCAGGACCGCUGCUUCCUGUCAUGGCUCGUCAAGAUCCCAUCGGAGCAGGAGCAGCUGCGCGCACGCCAGAUCACGGCGCAGCAGAUCAACAAGCUGGAGGAGCUGUGGAAGGAGAACCCUUGCGCCACCCUAGAGGACUUGGAGAAGCCGGGCGUGGACGAGGAGCCACAGCACGUGCUCCUGCGCUACGAGGACGCCUACCAGUACCAGAACAUCUUCGGGCCCCUCGUCAAGCUCGAGGCCGACUACGACAAGAAGCUCAAGGAGUCCCAGACUCAAGAUAACAUCACAGUCAGGUGGGACCUGGGCCUUAACAAGAAGAGAAUCGCCUACUUCACUUUGCCCAAGACUGACUCUGGUAAUGAGGAUUUAGUCAUAAUUUGGUUACGAGACAUGCGGCUCAUGCAGGGUGACGAGAUCUGCCUGCGCUACAAGGGUGACCUGGCGCCCCUGUGGAAGGGCAUCGGCCAUGUCAUCAAGGUCCCGGACAGCCAGGACUUGACUCGGGCCGCAGACUAUGGUGACGAGAUUGCCAUCGAGCUGCGAAGCAGCGUGGGUGCGCCCGUGGAGGUGACGCACAACUUCCAGGUGGACUUCGUGUGGAAGUCCACGUCCUUCGACCGCAUGCAGAGUGCGCUCAAGACCUUCGCCGUGGACGAGACGUCCGUGUCGGGCUACAUCUACCACAAGUUGCUGGGCCAUGAGGUGGAGGACGUGAUCGUUAAGUGCCAGCUGCCCAAGCGCUUCACGGCCCAGGGGCUGCCCGACCUUAACCACUCGCAGGUCUACGCGGUGAAGACGGUGCUGCAGCGGCCGCUGAGCCUCAUCCAGGGCCCGCCCGGCACGGGCAAGACCGUCACCUCGGCCACCAUCGUGUACCACCUGGCCCGGCAGGGCAACGGGCCUGUGCUCGUGUGCGCGCCCAGCAACAUCGCGGUGGACCAGCUGACGGAGAAGAUCCACCAGACGGGGCUGAAGGUGGUGCGGCUUUGCGCCAAGAGCCGCGAGGCCAUUGACUCGCCCGUGUCCUUCCUGGCGCUGCACAACCAGAUCCGCAACAUGGACAGUAUGCCGGAGCUGCAGAAGCUGCAGCAGCUCAAGGAUGAGACAGGCGAGCUGUCGUCAGCUGACGAGAAGCGGUACAGGGCCCUGAAGCGCACAGCUGAACGUGAGCUGCUCAUGAAUGCAGACGUCAUCUGCUGCACAUGCGUGGGUGCAGGCGACCCCCGGCUGGCCAAGAUGCAGUUCCGCUCCAUCCUCAUCGAUGAGAGCACGCAGGCCACCGAGCCCGAGUGUAUGGUGCCUGUGGUCCUGGGCGCCAAGCAGCUCAUCCUGGUGGGCGACCACUGCCAGCUGGGCCCAGUGGUGAUGUGCAAGAAGGCGGCCAAGGCGGGGCUGUCGCAGUCCCUGUUCGAACGCCUGGUGGUGCUGGGCAUUCGGCCCAUCCGGCUGCAGGUGCAGUACCGCAUGCACCCGGCCCUCAGCGCCUUCCCCUCCAACAUCUUCUACGAGGGCUCCCUGCAGAACGGCGUCACGGCCGCUGACCGCGUCAAGAAGGGCUUCGACUUCCAGUGGCCACAGCCCGACAAGCCCAUGUUCUUCUAUGUGACCCAGGGCCAGGAGGAGAUCGCCAGCUCAGGCACCUCCUACCUCAACCGGACAGAGGCGGCCAACGUGGAGAAGAUCACCACAAAGCUGCUCAAGGCGGGCGCCAAGCCGGACCAGAUUGGCAUCAUCACGCCCUACGAGGGCCAGCGCUCCUACCUGGUGCAGUACAUGCAGUUCAGCGGCUCCCUGCACACCAAGCUCUACCAGGAGGUGGAGAUUGCCAGCGUGGACGCAUUCCAGGGCCGGGAGAAGGAUUUCAUCAUCCUGUCGUGUGUCCGCGCCAACGAGCACCAGGGCAUCGGCUUCCUCAAUGACCCGCGGCGCCUCAACGUGGCACUGACCCGUGCUCGGUAUGGGGUGAUCAUCGUGGGCAACCCCAAGGCCCUGUCAAAGCAGCCGCUGUGGAACCACCUGCUGAACUACUACAAGGAGCAGAAGGUGCUGGUCGAGGGGCCCCUCAACAACCUGCGCGAGAGCCUCAUGCAGUUCAGCAAACCUCGCAAGCUGGUCAACACCAUCAACCCGGGUGCCCGCUUCAUGACCACAGCCAUGUACGAUGCCCGCGAGGCCAUCAUCCCGGGCUCCGUGUAUGAUCGCAGCAGCCAGGGCCGGCCUUCCAACAUGUACUUCCAGACGCACGACCAGAUUGGCAUGAUCAGCGCUGGCCCCAGUCACGUGGCAGCCAUGAACAUCCCGAUCCCCUUCAACCUGGUCAUGCCACCCCUGCCACCACCCGGCUACUUUGGCCAGGCCAACGGGCCCGCUGCAGGCCGGGGAGCCCCCAAAGGCAAGACGGGCCGCGGGGGCCGCCAGAAACACCGCUUUGGCCUCCCGGGGCCCAGCCCCGCCACGCUGCCCAGCAGCCAGGCCAGCCAGGAUGCAGCAUCGCAGGCCUUCUCGCAGGGCGCGCUGACGCAGGCCUACAUGGCCAUGAGCCAGCCGUCGCAGAUGAGCCAGCCCGGCCUGUCGCAGCCCGAACUGUCCCAGGACAGCUACCUCGGUGACGAGUUCAAGUCCCAGAUCGACGUGGCGCUGUCGCAGGACUCCACGUACCAGGGCGAGCGGGCCUACCAGCAUGGGGGCGUCACGGGGCUGUCCCAGUACUAGCAGGUGGCAGCGGAAAAGCUAAGCUAUGUGGCUUAGUCCAGCAGCAUCUUAUUCUGGGUAAUAAAAAAUAAAACUCAAUGGAUACCUGUUUUCCACUGCUAAAACCGAAGCCCCGCUGGGAGCCGUAGGAGGGAGGAGCCCGAGAGGAGAGAGGAGGAGGAGGAGGAGGAAAAAGAGGAAGAGGAGGAGGACAGAGGAGACACAGCACCUCGGCCACGUGGCCAAGAGUCGGCGGGAGUGAGGCCGCGCAGAGCAGCCACCAGCGCUCAGGAGACCCUGUGGCAGCGCCCCGGUCCUGCCGGGCAGAGGGAGGCCGUGGGCCGAGCAGCCUUUCCCGUUUGUUUCUGUUUCUCCACCGGAGGGCUCCGCUUUGGCAGGGAACAUCGCCUCUGGAGCGGACCCUGCAGGCUGGCUGGCGGCGGGCCCCCUGAGGCCAUGCUGGGCAGACCCGGCCCCCCACGCUGCCUGUGUUCUAAGAGGGUUUCAUUUAAAGAAAAUACGGUGUUUCGGGGUUAUUUUUCUGUUUUUUUUUUUUUUAAACAUUCUUUCAAAGGAGUACUGAAAACUCUGCCUUCUUGAGUUUGUCUCAAAUCUUAGCAGUGGACCUGGGAGAUUGCGAGAAGCUUCCAGAAACGAAGUGCAAACUGGCGCCUGAGGAAGGCGUCCAGGGGGCCACCGAUGGCCUCCUUGCUGGACUUAGCGGCCGGGGCGGUCCUUCCCUCACCGACCUUUGGAGGAAUCAGCUGCCGGAGGGUCUGAGCACGCAGCCCCGGAGCCACCGCCCGCACCAGCUCCCCGGCCACAGCGCUGGAACCGGCUUGUGAGCAGACGCCACGGCCGGCCUUGGCCCUGCUACCACGGCCAGCAGAGCUCACGCACCUCCCCGGCCACCCCGGGUGGGGGCUCCCCCGCAGCGCCCCUACCCCCAGCUGCACACGUGGAAGGAACACACUGCGGGUGGGUUGAACCCCGCACCCCGGUCCAUUCCUCAGAAUGCUUUGCCUGGCCUGCGUGGUCCUGCCUGCCCCGUGCCCACCGAGGGCGUCUGUCCACGCGACGGAUCUUCUGAUUCUGGUCACUUUUGUUUUUAAGCUCCUUUGUCACCAAUAAAAUCUUAAUAAACA